CCUCUCGUUUUAUUUCAUCCAUCGACGUCGUCGUCGUCGGCAGAUGAAAAAAAAAAAUUAUUCCAGUGUAGUCUCAAGUCUUGUCAAUCCCAAAUAAUUAAAUAAAAAUAUACCCAGGUGUAAUCCGCACAAGCUGUUUUUUAAAAUAAAUAUAACAAAAAAAUGGCAACAAAUAAUGGCAUCACUGAGUCGCAAUAUUUUCACGAGGAUAUAGUGUACAGAGUUGACAAAAAAGGCAAUGUUGAAUUCGGUAUUGUCAUGGAGAAUGACGACCAAGAUAUGUCUGACGAGAGUGAGGACAGUGAAGGUGGUCCUAAACGUAAGAAAGGUGAAAUACGUGUUGUCUGGCAUCCUUCUGGAGUUAAAGAGCUCAUUAAUUCAAAAAAGGUUCAUCUAGCAGACAGGUCAUUGAUGCCUGGAGACGUAGUGCGACGUAUGAUCAAAGGUAAAGAUACCCAGAGAGGCUAUUGUCGUGACAUUGAGCUCACAGCUUGUGUUCAGGUAAUUGGGACCAAGCAAGUAUUGACUAACAUCAAAAGCGAGAAUUUAACGCCACUUGAAGAAUUCGGUACGGAUAUUGCAGUCUGCAUGGAUUCCUGGGUCGGUGGAAUCAGAAUGGUCCACUUCAAGCUCUGGUUAGCGACCCCAGAUGGUUCUCAAUGUGUGAUAAAUGAAAUGGAUGCUCAAGGACUGGCUCACUUUGAAGAAAAGCGCGACCACGACAACGAUUUUCCUCAUUCGUCAGAAUUUUAUCCCGGACAAUGUCUGUGGGGACCGAUCCAGUGUCUAGAGGACGCCGAGUGGAUUCAGUGUUCCAAGGAGAUGCUGUCAAAACGUAAAUUUAAACCUCAAAAGAAAACCAAGAUAAUUGUCCAAGAAGUAAAGGCUGACUGGGUCGGCGUGCACUGGCAGUGUCGCGCGUACUCCAAAGACGGCGCGUGGUCGGAUCAGGCCCAGCCGAAAUUUUUAGUCGAGGGUGCGGACUUGAAAAAGCUCAAGUUGCUCAAUGUCUUUGAGCCUUCAACCCUUCAGGUGGGGGAUCGAGAUUUCUAUGUCUACAAAGGAACUGAGAAUGUGAUAACUCGCGAGCAGUGGCGCAAGCACCAGCGCGAAGUCUUUCAGGUUCCGAAACCUAGUCCGAGAAAGUCAAGAGCCAAAUUUGAGGAUAAGCUAAAGAAAGAUUUAGAUAAUAAAAAUUCACGGGACUCCAGUGUACAAAAUGGGAAUAAUUUAAUGCCUCCGAAUCAGAAUCAAGGCGGCAAUACUGAGAGUUCUGAUGACUGGGACACUGAAGACACAGGAAGCCAGAGUGAUACUGCAUCGAUGUCCAGUGGAGCUUCUAGUCUUUCUUCAAUGGGGAAAAAAAAGAAAGGCCCGGCGCUGAUGACCAAAGUACUGAAGAAAAAAAAGCUUAUCAAGGCCAAAAAGAGGAUACCUCCUGCGCCUUUGGUUCCUGGGUCAACUAUUGUUGUAGAGACACUGUCGACUAAUACCAAAGCCAACGUCGUCUGGCAAGACGGCUCCGUGGAAUUGGGGAUCCCUUCUACUCAACUUUAUCCGAUCCAUCAUCUUGAUGACAAGGAAUUUUUUCCAGGGGAUUUUGUUGUCGAUCAAAAAGAAGAGUCUCGCAUGUAUGGAGUGGUGCAGAGUGUCGACCAUCAAGGGCGGACAGCCAAGAUAAAGUGGUUCCGUACCUACACGUCUAGUCAAUCGCCUCAGCCGACUCUUCUGGAAGAGCGAGAAGUUUCGGUUUAUGAUCUGAAAGAUCAUCCAGAUUUUCAGUACCGUCCGGGAACUUUGGUAAUACGAAUUGCUAAUUUUGAAGGCGAGGACGCUGGCUGUACUGCUGGACAGGUGUUAGAUAACUAUCCUGAGGGGUCUGUUAAAGUUUGGUGGGUCGACGGGCACGUGAGUAUGUGCUGGCCACAGGACUUGUACAAAGUAGGAGAGUACGACAGCGAUGAGCGCGAGCUUUGGGAUGAAGUUUCUUCAGACGCUUCUUGGGAGACCGAGCUGGAGGAUUGUUUUAUUGCAGAUAAUGACGGGACUGAGCAAACAGAGAAUAUAAAACCUAAGCUAGCUGCUCAUAUUGAGAAAGCCAGGAUCGCUAUGUCGAGAUUGGAAGAAAUUUUCACCCAGAAUCCAGCUCUGCAGACUACUGAAGUCAUGCGGAAAUUGUUGGAGGUUUAUAAAGACUGCCGGUACAUGGAUAAAUUAAUGGGAACUUCUUUCUUCCAUGAGAGUAAUUUUCAGGGACUGCUGGAACGCGUGAGAGAACGCGGCCGUGCUAAUGUGGCCCAGAGGAUGGCUGAUCAAGUCACUAGACUAUUUACUCAUCAGUCAGGUGGAUCGGAGUCCGAAGACGGGGAUAAUAUUGAAAAUACUGCGGGUGCAUUGGAGAAAAUCGCGACGACCAUACGUGACACUGUUGAAGCUUGCGCUGGGAAUUCUACUGACAAUCCUCAUCCAACUGAAGACUCGGGACUUUUUUCAGCGGAGCAUUCUAAAAAAGAGUCCGGCUCCAGUGAAUCCAGCGGUGAAUUUCCUCUCGAUGAUCGCUCACCAGCUCCAGGAGAUUUAAGUAUUGACGAGAACGGACAAAAACCUCGCGAGACAUUUUCAAAUAGUCAUAUUGCCAACUCGCAUGUCUGCGUUAAAUUAUGUACAUUGAUAAAAGCUCAAUUGUUGUUAGCUCACGCCGAAGUCUCCAAGAGAUUCGGUCUAGCUCGCAUGUCACUGUCCGACGCGGCUAAAAAUGGCUCACCACUAAAACAAGAUAAAGCUAAAGAAGAAGAAAAAAAAGUUGAAGCAAUUGUUCUGGAUUGUUCAUCAUCGGAUGUUGAAAUUCCGGCCCCGGUUUAUUCUGACGGCGAGGGAUUCACGAUAGAAGAAAACGCUCCAGAUAGUCACAAGUUUAAGCUAACAAUGUUCCAGCCAACGGAUCCAGCUAAUUUUUUCCGUACUGUUUCUAAAGAAUUGAAGCUGUUGCGCAGCUCUUUACCACCCGGCAUCUGGGUCAAAGGUUUUGAAGACCGGAUAGAUUUAUACAGUGUCAUGUUCCGGGGUCCGGAAAAAACUCCCUACGAGGACGGUUUAUUUUUAUUUGACUUUCAAUUAUCUGCUGAUUACCCAACAGCACCGCCGCUCUGUCACUACAUUUCUUACUGUAGCGAUCGACUGAAUCCGAAUCUCUAUGAAGACGGUAAAGUUUGCGUUAGCCUACUGGGCACUUGGGCUGGCCGUGGAACUGAAGUCUGGACCAGCUCUUCGACACUUCUUCAAGUAAUCGUGUCCAUUCAGGGAUUGAUACUUGUCUCCGAGCCGUAUUUCAAUGAAGCUGGCUUUGAAAAGCAGAAGGGCUCACAGCAAGGUCGCGAGAACUCUCGUAUGUACAAUGAAAUGGUGGUACUCAAACUUGUUCAAUCGCAGACAAAAUUACUUCAACAUCCACCGUCGGUUUUUAAAGAUGCGAUUAUUGAACAUUUUAAGAAGAAUGCUGAGAAAUUACUUGAGCGACUUGAUAUUUGGAUGGAAAUUUCUGAACAACAUAAUAAUCAACAUCCUUUGUCUCCACUUACUCCUACUACUUUUAAAGACUUUGCACAAAUAGAUAAUAAAAUUCUACCGGAAUUUCCAUUAGUACCAGCGUCAAAAGGAUUUUGUAUAACAUUAAGAAAAACUCUAGCAACAUUUAAACAAGCUUUAAUUAAGGAAGGAAUACUCAGUAAUACUAAAUUAGUAACAACCGAAAAUAUUCAAGAGAAUAAUACCAAAUCGGGUGGAAAUUCGUCAAAAUGCGCCAGCGAGACCAAAGAUACAAUAAAUAAUAUAAUAACUACAAGUACCGAGUACGUUAGUAUAAGUGAAACGAAAAAAGAUAUUACGGAUAAAAAUUCCAGCUAGCCACAAGGUAAUUUCAAUUAUUUAGAAUACAAAAAUUGCGCGGCUAUUCGGUAAUAAUUAACCAAAAUAACAAUAAAAAGUAAUAAAUAAGCAAAUAAUUAUUUAAUAAAUUAUCAAAUGAGAGAGCUAAAGUAUUAAAUAUUUUUAAUGUUCACAAUUGUGUGAAUUUAAAUAAAUAUUAUAAUUAGUUAAAUCUCUCUCUCUUUUUUUUCUUUCUUAAAAUCUCAAUAGCUGAGCCGUUGACUUUAAUUGUAAUAAGAGAGACUAAUUGCACACUUGAGUAGAAAAGUUUGCGCAUAAAAUUAAAUUUGGUAGCCUUAAAGUUUUUAGAGUGAUAAUAAAAUAAAAAUUCGCAAAGCUUUUUAGUGAUAAUUAGUUAUCAAAUUGAGGAAUAUAAAUCUAUAUGAAGAGGUAAUUAUAGAAACAUAAAACAAGUAAUUAAUAACUUUUAGCAAUACGUGUUUGAUGCCUGAGGGCGCAAAUCUUGGUGAUAACAUUUUAAAUAAUUUAAAAAUAAUAAAUAAAAUGUUAAUAACUCUAAAGAGGAAACGAAAGAUGCAAUAAUUCACGUCUUUAUAGGAAUAUUUACGAUUGUAUUAUUAUUUAUUUAUUUAUAUUAUUUUUUUCUUUUAUUAAAUAAUUUAUUUAUUUACUGUAAUAAUUGCAACACCGUCAAUACACAGAAGUCAUUAAAUUACAUGCCAUCCAAUUGAUAAAACGAAGGGAUAUUAUAAAUUUUAAAUAAUACUUUAUUUAAAAUUAAAUUAUACUGUGGAGUUUAUAGAGUGCUUAGUGCAUAGCUUUAGACUGUAAUUAUUAAAGUAUUAAAUUAUAUUUAUUAAUUACGCGUGUAUACGUUAAAAUAUUUGUAAAGUGUUUUAAGAUAACAAAUGGAUAAGUAAUUAAAAACAAACAAUUAAAUAAUAGCUAUUAAUAU
This is a messenger RNA of Cotesia glomerata, 4840 nucleotides long. Its product is annotated as (E3-independent) E2 ubiquitin-conjugating enzyme UBE2O. The transcript has 5 exons. Lineage: Eukaryota; Metazoa; Arthropoda; Insecta; Hymenoptera; Braconidae. The record is from RefSeq and is a predicted model, not a curated record. The coding region runs from base 163 to 3903 and encodes 1246 amino acids.